Triticum aestivum (bread wheat) is the source of this 3608-nucleotide messenger RNA. RefSeq names its product UPF0426 protein At1g28150, chloroplastic. NCBI's taxonomy places the organism in Eukaryota, Viridiplantae, Streptophyta, Magnoliopsida, Poales, Poaceae. The transcript is spliced from 4 exons. The coding region runs from base 145 to 543 and encodes 132 amino acids. The record is from RefSeq and is a predicted model, not a curated record.
UCUCGCUAUAAGCGAGACAUAGCAUUUGCGCUGCACCUCUGCGUUCGCCCGCGGCUCCAGAAAAGAUCCCCUCCGCCCCCGACCCCGAGGCAACAAGGGCAGCUCGCAUUUCGCCGCUCACCGAGCCCUCGAGGCGCGCUAUCCAUGGCCACGUACUACCCUUCCGGCGCCUCCGCGCUCCUGCUCCCCGUCCCGCGAACCCGCGCCGCCUUUCCGCAGAGGUUUCCCGGUCCGGCUUCCGGGAGGAGCUCUCCCUGUGCAGCUGUUCGGCCGCAGCGGAGGGGAAGGGGAGCGGUGGGCGUCGUGCGAGCAUGCUUCAAUCCUUUCGGGGACGAACGCAUCCUCCGGGAGGCCUUGAAGGAGCCAGUUGCAUUCAUGGGUGGCGUGUUUGCUGGUCUCUUGAGGCUUGACCUGAAUGAGGAUCCUCUCAAGGAGUGGGUAACUCGAACGGUAGAGGCUUCUGGAAUAGCUGAAGAGAAUAGUGCUGAGGAAUCAGAUGAGGGAGCUCAAAAUGAUGGACCCCAACAAAUUGAGAUUGAGUGAGGAGAAAGCUAUGGAUACUGCCAUUUUGCUAGGUCAAUGAGCAAUGAAGUCUUGCCACCAAUAUUUUCAAACUGGGAGAAACAUAGGCUUGCGUGUCUUGACAUGACAGUGCAGACAAUGGUGUUAUUUUACAAGCCUUGACAAUUCAUGCUUGUUCAGCACUGUACCUUUAUCAAGAUUGUCUUCAGCACUGUACUUUUUUCACUGUUCGAUUCCAGUUUCCUCAGUUGGUUCGGUUACUAAGUUUAUCCAGACACUCAUGAUGUGGUCAAGUUGUCCCAACACUCAUAAUGUUAAUGCACCAAAUAUUGGAGAUUUCUGGAUUUGGGAGCCGACCUUCUCGAUUUCUUGGGCCUUAAAAAGAAGUUCACCAAUUACGAAGACCUGUCCAAAAUGAUUAUCUUUGCUUCCUAUCUUUUAUGAGCAACGAAUGUGUCGUUCCAUAUAAGGUUCUGCCUUUCAUGCUUUCAGUAUUUGGUUCAUCCCCUUUUUUUUAUUGUGUGCAUAUGUGGACUGGAAAGUAGGCGAUCAUAUUUGCCUCCAUAACAUGCUGUUUGGCUUUUUUCGUCAGUGGUCUUGUCACUUGUACAGGAGCACUCCUGUAUCUACAUCAUUAUGCAUUGACUAAGUACUACUCCCUCCGUCCCAUAAUAUAAUAGCGUUUUUUACACUACAUUAGUGUCAAAAACGUUCUUAUAUUAUGGGACGGAGGGAGUACUAAUCAGCUCUGGUACGGUGGUGGUUGUUCUGUGUCUGCUGGGAUAUUUGUGGCCUCUUAACUAAAUGUGCCAUGCCUUGCCAACUGACAGUUCACACGAUGUUUAGGCUGGUUGCUGUUAAUGCACAAAUGACCCACAUGUACUAUCUCCGACAAAUUGUCCAUUUAAUUAGAGCCAGUAGACUUCCCUUUCCACUUGGAGGCCUCUGUUUCAAGCCCAAACUUUUCUUAGUUCGACUUCGACGUAAUCGGACCCCGUUUUUUCAGUGUUUCUGGCUGAUUGUUUGGUUUAGCUGUGCAGGGCCUAGCAGGCUGUUGGGCGGCGCUUUCCAACUAAUAAUCGGAUGAUGGACAAGGAUCUAGCUGCACAGGCCUGAAGCCUGAAGGGCAUCCUUCGCUUGUAAGUUUCCGACUGCAACUUGCUUGCGAGCUGUGUUAUUAUGGUUGUGGAAUGGUUGGCAUUCCAGUGCCAGUAGCUGUUAUCGUCGCUAUUUUGACCAAUGACGUGAACACAAGUGAUAACUCAUUGCAACUGCUAUCUGCCUGACGAUGACUUCAUUUCCUCCCUAGUUUGUUAUGCUUCUUGUUGGAGAAGGAUCGCCUUUGAAUGCUGACCGAAAAACGCUGUGAAUUCACAUCCAGAAAAUUUCCUCCAAAUAGGUAUAUAAAUUUGAACUUCAGUUGGUACUAGUAGCAGUAAUCAAUUCGGUAUUCGGAGAAUCGAAGUGUUGCGAAUAUGAGUAUUAUUAUGCCUUACAUGUAGCAUAGAGCAUAGCACACACAUCAUUUGCAUUGGUCACCGCAAAUUUGGUUUUAAUUACAUCGUUUUCGUUUGCAAAGUUUUCCCUCCCUAAGGAAGAAUUUCCUUUUAGAGUUGGACUCUUCAUCAUGUACCAACUUUUUAUAUAUUUAAAUUGCAAUUAUACCUCUCCCCCCUGUGCUCGUAUGUGUGAACUUGACUUGCUACAGUGAAGAAGGAACUCUUCGACACCAAGCAUGGCUGAAAGCUCUUCGACACCGGGGUCAUGGGAUACAGUUCAAUGUCGUCCUAAUAAAUGACAAUGUUGUGAUCUUUUAAAUCAGUCAAUCAAGCAAGCAAUCAAAUAUUUUAUUUUAUCAUCUUCAUAGUUUAGUUUCCCUCGAGCUUAAGAGGUCCUUGCAAUCAAACUACACAGACACAAUCAGAGCGGCAUCCUGAGACGCCACUGUCAGUACACCUGUCUUUUGGUGCCGUGGAAGGAGAGCUACUGCUCAUGCAAGUGACCUGAUCAUUAUCGUGUCAUUGUCGUGCCCAACUGAAGCACCAUCAGGCAUCCAUCCCCGAAAUUUUGCAAGGAAGGAUGCCAUCUGAAACCCACAAAUCAUGGCAAUGGCACCUCCUUUGCUGUUUCGUCCACGGCUUCUCACACGCACAGUCACGCAUCGCGCCCCGCCCCCUUACGUUCGUCGCCAUGUUGACACGCAUUUGAUGUUCACCGCAGUUAGGUAGCCCAUGCAGAUGGUUUCCGUUUCCAUGUCAUGCCCCAUGCAUCCUUUGCUGAUGAUGACUUGACCGCCUAUAUAAGAGAACAGUGUUACCGUGACCUCACCUGCACCGGUAAGUAACUAGUGGGCAAGUGGUACGUACUGUAAAACAUCACAUCGUCGCACCGUGACGGUGUUCGGCCGAGCUGGUCGAUCGACACGGCAGCCAGCAUGAAGGCGUCCUGCUUCCUGGUCGUGCUUCUACUCGCCAUCGCCACGGAGAGCAGGCUCUCGCUCGCCGCCCGCGAGGGCAGCACCCUGGGCGGCGAGCUCGGCGAGCUCAUCGCCAAGGCGGGCAGCUUCCUCACAUCGGCUGGCCGCGCGGGGGCGGACGGCUGGCACUCCGCCGCGGCCGCGGAGGUGGACGCCUCGGCGAAGAAGGGGCACGGCCAUCCGGCGGGGCCGAGAAAGCGUCUGAAGAAGUCGUCGGUGAACUGCAUCCCCGCCGACAUGUGCCGGAGGAAGAAGGUGCUGUGCGGCAAGCGGUGCUACAAGACGUCGCACGCCGCCGGCGCCGGCCUCGACCACGUCCCCUCCAACCGGUGCGUCGUCAGGUGCAAGAAGUGCGUGCCCACCUGCUAGAUCGAUCGUUGGUUGCUCCUACCCUUCCCUCUUCUGGGUUACGUGUCGUGUCGUGUCGUGGUGCUCGAUCCGUGCAUGCUAGCUACAUUUGCUUUUCCUUCCAUAGGGUUCGUGCAUCAGUUGAAUAAGCAGGCGGGCUUCCCGCCAUCAUGCAUGCAGUAUAGGUAGUGGAUGGGUUCUACUCUAAAAGAAAUGUACCACGGUUGUGUGCUAAGUUUGAACGUGAUCUCAUCUCAUCUUC